CUGGUGGGACCACGGCUGCUGGCCUCCCAGCACCCAUCUGGGAAGAUGAGCGCCUGUGGGAGGAAGGCCCUGACCCUGCUGAGCAGUGUCUUUGCCGUCUGUGGCCUGGGCCUCCUGGGCAUCGCGGUCAGCACUGACUACUGGCUGUACCUGGAGGAGGGUGUGGUUCUGCCCCAGAACCAGAGCACGGAGAUCAAGAUGUCCCUGCACUCAGGCCUCUGGCGGGUCUGCUUCCUCACAGGUGAGGAGCGAGGACGCUGCUUCACCAUUGAAUAUGUGAUGCCCAUGAACUCCCAGCUGACAUCCGAGUCCACAGUCAACGUUCUAAAGAUGAUUCGGUCAGCCACCCCGUUCCCUCUGGUCAGCCUCUUCUUCAUGUUCAUUGGCUUUAUCCUGAGCAACAUCGGACACAUCCGUCCCCACAGGACAAUCCUGGCCUUUGUCUCCGGCAUCUUCUUUAUCCUCUCAGGCCUCUCUCUCGUGGUGGGCCUGGUGCUCUACAUCUCCAGCAUCAACGACGAGGUGCUCAACAGGACGAAGGACCCAGAGACCUAUUUCAACUACAAAUACGGAUGGUCGUUUGCCUUUGCUGCCAUCUCUUUCCUUUUAACAGAGAGUGCCGGCGUGAUGUCUGUGUACCUGUUCAUGAAGCGGUACACCGCCGAGGACAUGUACAGGCCCCAUCCUGGCUUCUACCGUCCCCGGCUGAGCAACUGCUCCGACUACUCGGGCCAGUUCCUCCACCCGGACGCCUGGGUCCGGGGCCGCAGCCCCUCCGACAUCUCCAGCGACGCCUCCCUGCAGAUGAAUAGCAACUACCCCGCCUUGCUCAAGUGCCCCGACUACGACCAGAUGUCAUCUUCGCCCUGCUGAGCCUCGGCCGUCUCCCGCCCUGGACCGCGG
Molecule: messenger RNA, 903 nt
Organism: Otolemur garnettii (small-eared galago)
Lineage: Eukaryota; Metazoa; Chordata; Mammalia; Primates; Galagidae
Gene: CACNG5
Product: calcium voltage-gated channel auxiliary subunit gamma 5
Exons: 5
Coding region: 46-873 (275 amino acids)
Biological process (GO): positive regulation of synaptic transmission, glutamatergic; postsynaptic neurotransmitter receptor diffusion trapping; neurotransmitter receptor internalization
Cellular component (GO): AMPA glutamate receptor complex; postsynaptic density membrane
Molecular function (GO): voltage-gated calcium channel activity; channel regulator activity
Source: RefSeq, a predicted model, not a curated record